Molecule: messenger RNA, 1722 nt
Organism: Fulvia fulva
Lineage: Eukaryota; Fungi; Ascomycota; Dothideomycetes; Mycosphaerellales; Mycosphaerellaceae
Exons: 1
Coding region: 1-1722 (573 amino acids)
Source: RefSeq, a predicted model, not a curated record
AUGCUGUCGAAGAUCACGUUGUUGGCACUGCUCGGCACGGCGUAUGCUGUGCCAGGUGAGCAACCUGAGGGUUAUGGCAACGGAUACGGUGAUGAGGGACAGCCACAUGCUUACCAUGAGCCACCGAGCUAUGGACCUCCAUCAUAUAAGCCGGCCCCAUCGCACAAGCCAGCUCCAUCAUACAAGCCGGAGCCAUCGCGCAAGCCUGCGCCUUCAUACAAACCUGAGCCAUCGCACAAGCCCGCUCCUUCUUACAAGCCAAGCUACGCACCACACCCACCGGCCAGUCAUCCAACGGCAUCCUGGUCGUACGCACCACACCCAUCGUAUGCGCUUCCACCAUACGUGCCAAAGCCAAAACCAUCUGGAAGCUAUGCGCCCCCGCCAUAUGUGCCAAAGCCCAGCCAACCUGGAUCGUAUGCCUCGCAGCCGACUACCAAGACGGUCAACAAGUCUUACAAGACUACUGUCACGUCGGAGACUGUCAUCACCUUGACGAAGCCAAGCUCUCCAGCAUCGAUGCCACAGCAGUCGAAGCCAAGCUCUCCAGCGUCGAUGCCACAGCAAUCGAUGCCAAAGCAGAGCACUCCUGGGUCGCCACCGAUGCCCACCGCUCCAGCUGUUUGCCCGCCCGCAGCGCCUGCAGUCACCUACACCGAGACCAAGUACGAGACCAAGACCGAGACUGUCCACUACAGCCAGGUCUGCCCAGCAUGCUCGACCUCGACCAUCUACUACAGUGCUCAGACCCCAGUUUCGUACUGCCCAACUUACGGCUCGAUGGUACCACCCCCACAGAGCUCUGCUCCAGUCCCACCAGAGCCAACACAGCCUGGAACUCCUCCAGUCGCGCCUUUGCCACCCAAGGCUCCUUCGUCUAGCGCGCCACCAUCGCCACCGAAGGCCCCAUCCUCGUACACGACUCCAGGCUCGCCAGGCAAGCCCACUGUCCCAGUGCAGCAGCCAAGUGUCCCAGUGCAACAGCCAAGCAAGCCGAUGACACACCCUCAACCACCGGUUACUGUCUCCAAGCCAACUCCUAGUCAGCCAAUGACCUACCCACACCCUGCGCCUCCGGUCAGCAUGCCAACGACAUACCCAAAGCCUCCUGUGCACCAACAAUCGAAGCCUGCGACGUCAUACCCCUCGCAUCCAGCAUCGUACCCGUCGCACCCAGUUCAAUCAUACCCAUCGCAUCCUCCAAAGUCAUACCCUUCGCACCCUUCGCAACCCUCGCAACCACCCAAGUCAUACCCAACUCACCCCAAGAGCUACGGACCUCCGCCACAGAGCUACCCUACCCAGUCCAAGAGCUACGAGCACCCACCCAAGUCAUACCCAACUCACCCCAAGAGCUACGGACCACCACCACAGAGCUAUCCUACCCAGUCCAAGAGCUACGAGCACCCACCCAAGUCAUACCCAACUCACCCCAAGAGCUACGGACCACCACCACAGAGCUACCCUACUCAUUCCAAGAGCUACGGCCCACCUCCACCUGCCUACACUCAUCCAGUCUACUCGCAGCCGCCUCCAGAGUACCACACGCCAAAGCCCUACACCACCACCACAACAACAACAACCGAGAACAAGCCCUACCACCCUGCACCAAGCUACCCACCACACGCUCCAGCCUACUCAGCCCCACCCCCGACUUACGAGCAACCACCAUCGUACGAGCAGCCUAAGCCGUACGCUGCUCCACCGGCUCAGUAUAACUAA